AUGGAGAAUUAUACAAACGAGCCUUCUCAGGACCCUAUCUCAAGUGCCUUCCUCCUUCAGAAUCAAAUUAUGCACUCCGAUAAGUACAUUCAGGCAUUUGUGGAGAACACCUGGACACGGCUAGAUAAGGCUGGGGGGCAAUGGGCUGAAGAGCUCCCAAAUGUCCUUUGGGCCUAUCGUACUACGGUAAGGACUCCAACAGGAGAAACGCCAUAUAACCUCUGCUUUGGCACGGAGGCUGUCAUUCCCGUCGACAUUGGAGUCCCAAGUCAUAGAGUUCAAACUUUUGACUUCAACACCAACGACGAAAAGCUCAGAUACAAUCUAGACCUCCUUCCAGAAGCAAGAGAAGAAGCAAUGCUUAAGGUUGCUGCCUACCACCAGAGAGUUGCUCGACACUAUAAUAGAAGAAUAAAACCACGGUGUAUAUCGAUUGGGGAUCUUGUUCUACGCAGCAUUGAGGCAGCAGGAAAAGGCCUUGAACGCAAUAAACUCUCCCCCCUUUGGGAGGGUCCAUACUUGGUGGCAGCUAUGGUAAAGCCUGGUACUUUCAAAUUAAAGGAUGCUGAAGGAAAGAUGCUCCCUCAGACCUGGAAUGUUGACAAUCUCCGCAAAUACUAUCAGUAG
Molecule: messenger RNA, 627 nt
Organism: Dendrobium catenatum
Lineage: Eukaryota; Viridiplantae; Streptophyta; Magnoliopsida; Asparagales; Orchidaceae
Exons: 2
Coding region: 1-627 (208 amino acids)
Molecular function (GO): nucleic acid binding
Source: RefSeq, a predicted model, not a curated record